Messenger RNA from Manis pentadactyla (Chinese pangolin), 4599 nucleotides. RefSeq names its product unc-119 lipid binding chaperone B (gene UNC119B). The transcript has 5 exons. Gene Ontology annotation, molecular function: lipid binding. Lineage: Eukaryota; Metazoa; Chordata; Mammalia; Pholidota; Manidae. The record is from RefSeq and is a predicted model, not a curated record. Gene Ontology annotation, biological process: cilium assembly; nervous system development; lipoprotein transport. The coding region runs from base 40 to 789 and encodes 249 amino acids. Gene Ontology annotation, cellular component: cilium.
CCGCGCUGUGGAGGCGGCGGCCAUCUUGGCGGCGGAGCCAUGAGCGGGUCCAACCCGAGGGCUGCGGCCGCGGGCUCGGCGGCUGGGCCCGGGGGGAUCCUGGCUGGCAAGGAGGAGAAGAAGAAGAAGGGCGGCGGUGUCCUGAACCGGCUCAAGGCGCGGCGGCAGGCGGCCGACGACGGCAUCGGGGCAGCGGUCACGGAGCAGGAGCUGCUGGCUCUGGACACCAUCCGGCCCGAGCACGUCCUGCGCCUCAGCCGGGCCACCGAGAAUUAUUUAUGUAAACCGGAAGACAACGUCUACAGUAUUGAUUUCACUCGCUUCAAAAUUCGAGACUUGGAGACAGGGACAGUGCUUUUUGAGAUUGCCAAACCUCGUAUUUCAGACCAAGAGGAGGAGGAGGAGGAGGAGGAGGAAGGUGGGGAUGUGGAUGUCAGUGCAGGACGUUUCGUCCGUUAUCAGUUCACACCAGCAUUUCUGCGCCUCCGGACAGUUGGGGCUACAGUGGAGUUCACAGUGGGAGACAAACCUGUGUCAAACUUCCGGAUGAUCGAACGGCACUAUUUCCGGGAACGCUUGCUGAAAAACUUCGACUUUGAUUUCGGCUUCUGCAUCACCAGCAGUAGGAACACUUGUGAACAUAUCUAUGAGUUUCCCCAGCUUUCCGAGGAUGUCAUUCGUCUGAUGAUUGAAAAUCCUUAUGAGACUCGUUCUGACAGCUUCUACUUUGUUGACAACAAGCUGAUAAUGCACAACAAGGCUGAUUAUGCCUAUAACGGAGGCCAGUAACCGCUGCAGGAGUGGACAGGGAGGCGCUUUGCUGUGGCCCAAGUUCCUGGCACAUGGGGGUGCUUGAAGCUGCAGUUUAUCAACACACUCCCAGGAAGCCAAGACUGGGGUGGCAGUUUUCUGUGCUCCAAGAGAGUGCCAAGCAGUGCUAUGUUUUCUUCCCAGUAUUUUUCUUCCCUUUUUUCCCCUGUCCCUUAGGUUGCAGCAGCGGUACUAUAGUAAAGUGAGAGAUUGAAAUCCAGAUGAAAAAGAACAUUUAUUUUCAUGGGCUUAUAGCUGCCUCCUGCUUGUCCUAAUGAGCCUGGGUCUCUCCGGGCACAGCUGUGCCAGGGUGAGAAGGCUCUGGUCAGCCGGCUUGUAGGUUAGCAGCUCUUAAGGUAGGGUCCUGGGUGUGGCGGGAAGCUGAAAGGUGGGCCUCUUCUGGGCAGCACCUCUCACUUCUGUUGUUGCCAUCAGCACUGUCUGACCUCAGCCUGUGCAUAGUCCUAAACCAAUUGGAAAGAUACUUAAAAGGGGGUGGAAGGGAGGAGAGGUGCCAAGAGUCAGGGUGCUAGGGAUGGAUGAGGCCUUCAAAUGGAGAGAUCCAUGUUAUAGAGAGGCCUGCUUAUCUGUCUGACGUCUGGGAUCAUCUUUUUCUCUGGGGAUACACCAAGGUGCAGCCUGGCAGUGCCUUCCUGUUCUCAUUUUGGAAGAAAGAUGCACUUGCCCUGCUUCUGGCUCCUAACAUUUGAGUACCUCUUCAAGUAGAACGUGUUGGGUUUGUUCUUGGGAACAGUAGUAUCUUUUGAGGCCAGAACAGGCCUCACUGUAUUUUGUUUUUUAUUUCUAGGCUUCUUUUUGGGAGGUUUUAUAAGUGUCAGUGGUGUUCCCAGUGCGUGUUGUGUGUGGUUAGACUUCUGCUAGUGUUAAUCAGGCUCCUGGGGCUAAUCUGGCUCAUGUUGGGCCUGAGUAUAGUUACAAACCAGCAGCUACUUAAAAGAGUGCUGGUUUUGGCUACAGAGCAUAGCCUGGAGGGUUGGCUUUUGAUGGGGAUUUGCUGGAGAACGCUCUGGAUUUCUUAUUUAGGAGGAUUUUCCUGUCUGCUUUUAUACUGAAGUAGUUUCUGGAACCAUCCUGGCAGGUCAGAGUUAAGUAAUGCAUAUUCUGAUCCUUCAGACUCCUAAUUGGAAUUUUGGGUGUUUGGAAAGGGUGAAAUAGGCUGAUGUGGCCUAUCAGAGAGAUGUGUUCUCGGAAUACCUUCCUUGCACAUCCUGUGGGCUACUUUUGCCCUUAGGCACUUAUAAGAUAGAUCUUGCCUCCUCAGCUCCCUGCGGUUUUCUGACUGUGUAGGCCGCUAUAAUGUUCAGCCUGAAUGCUGUGAUCCUCUGAUAAGAUUGUUGCAGUGGCCAGGAUUUAGCACUGAUAGACAGGUAGCAGCAGGAAGACCCCAGGGAUGUGGUAACAGUCCCUGUGCCCAAGAUGCUUGAGAGAAAGGUCAUGUGGGGCCAGCACGCUGCCACAGAAGCCCCAGGGUAUCCACUGACCAGGGUUGCCCCCUGAUUGGAUUCUAGAGCGUGAGUGGCCUUGAACCUUAGCCCGUUACUUUGUGCCAGGCCAGGAUCAGGGCUGUUUCAGAUGCUGGCAGCUUUCUCACUGAGAAAACCUUGGGUUAGCCCCUGUGUGCUGCCACUGGAUCCAGCCACCGAGUGAGGGAAGAGACUGUGUACCCUGUGGAAUGGGUUCUCAUCGCCAGACAGAGUGAAUCUCAGAACUGGAGUCAGCACAAAUCCAGGUGCCUUACGUGUGGCUGCGUCUCAUGUGCUGCUGGGGAAAGCUGCAUCACUCUCAUUCCCUCCUCAGCUGCGGACAGACGUCAGCACUGCCUCCCUCUGCUAGGUACUGUGGCUCCCCUAACAUACCUGUGCAUUCCUAUUGAGCUUCAGAACAACCAGGUCUCAGAAGCCCAUUGGUAGAGUUUCUACUUUUUGGUACUUACCUAGGAGGUGGUUUCUAGAGCUGCCCAGAGCUGCUCAAUAAGUGGGUCUGGGUAGUGCGUCGCAGUGCAGCCUGUGUCUUGUAGACUAAUGGGCCAUCUUUUUCUCUGUAGUGUUAGCUUCUGCUAGGAGGAGGACCACGGGCAGAGGAGGCAGGCAUUCUGGCUUGAAUAGUGCUGUGUCCUCGUCCUCAUCAGCUUGCUUUUGGUGUCACUGGAGACCAGGUUGAGGCCAGCUGCUCAGUCUGAACCCAGUGGGACAGGGAUUUGCCAUUUCCUGCUCCUGAAGGUCUGGUGUUCUCCAGACAUUUUUUGUACCUGCAACUCCAAAUUCUUAUGUCUAGCUACUCAGGAAAUCUUGAGAAGCAUUGCCAUACCAGGGUGUUAACCAGGGUGAGUUUUAGAUACAAGCUUUUGUGCCUGAAUUGGGGAGAGAAUUGGAAGUCAUCUUUUGAAUGUAGUGGAAUCAAUCAGAAGUUGAAUCAGGAGGUCAUGUGAUUGAGGAAUCUGGACUAUACUGACAGCAGUGAUCUUUUUUUUUGUUUGUUUUUUGGUAUCGUUAAUAUACAAUUACAUGAGCAACAUUGUGGUCACUAGAUUCCCCCCAUUAUCAAGCCCCCACCACAUACCCCAUUACAGUCCCUGUCCAUCAGUGUAGUAAGAUGCUAUAGAGUCACUACUUGUCUUCUCCCUGACAGCAGUGAUCCUGUGGGUGAUACAGCAGUGGGGAAGAAACUACCUGCACGGGGAGACAGAGUGAGAGGCAGCUCUGGAGCGGGCACAUUCCAGCAGCCUGACGGGCCCUGCUGGUGGCACAGAGCCUGCUGCCUGCACCCCUUCCUCUCUUGUCUUGCUCCUGUCCGUCUGCCUUGGGAUCUCCUGGGAGUGCACCUCUUUUCCUGUGGAGCCUUUGGGCUAAGAUAAGAUGCCCUUCUAGCUUUUCCAAAGAAGAUGCUGAUUAUUUCAUUCUGUGUUCUAAAUGGUAAACAGAGGAAGUAACUACAAGUAGUUCCAGGCUAAAGGAGACUGUCCUCUCCUUAUGUGUUAGCCCUAAGCUCCCAUGCUUAGAUAGUUUCCAGGGGCAGGCAGGAUUUCCUAAAGACAGCAGUCUCCUUGGGCCGUCUAGUUCUCAAAUAGGGGCAGUGGUGUGGGGAUGGGGGCUAACCGUAGACUGGUGAUUCUUGAAAUGUCAGAGACCCAAGAGUUGUCAACUUCUCUUUUCAGUUGGAAAGAGAACUCAUUUCUGGAACGGACUAAAUAGGCUGUGUCUAAUGUAUGAAUUGGGUGAGUCUUGCCUUAGUGUGUCCUGCCACCCCUGGUAGGCUCCCAGGGUACAUUUUUUUUAAAUCCAAAAAGUCACUUUCUUUGGGUGGCCGUUGUCGCCAUGAUGUCAGUGAGGUAUGGGGAAUCUGGGGAGUGGGGACAGGCCUAAAACUGGCAGCACGGGCUCCGUGCCAGGGCACUAGGAGUCCUGUUGCAGAGGGGCUGCUGUACCCACUUGGAGCCCCAUCACCCAAUCGUCAUGUUACUCACAUUCCGUGUUCUGGAACAUUGUAGCCACAAGAAGGAUCUGGUGGAGGUGGAUUUACCCUGUGUUACAAAGGAUCGUGUAAAGUCAUUGAAGUUGUGAAAGUCUAUUUUUUUCCUCUGUAAAUCUAUUUUUCACAGAAUAUAAGACACAUCAAUGACCUGAUCUGUCCUCCUCUUUCCCCUUCAGCUAAGAUCCUCAUUCCAGUUUGUAUUGUCUUUGUGUCCAAAGUAAUGAACUAGGUGACUUACUUGUAUAAAAUGUUAUUUUGCCACAAGAGACAGUAAUAAAAGAAAGAUUUUUCACAGUA